Messenger RNA from Recurvomyces mirabilis, 612 nucleotides. RefSeq lists its product as uncharacterized. The transcript is spliced from 2 exons. The coding region runs from base 1 to 612 and encodes 203 amino acids. The record is from RefSeq and is a predicted model, not a curated record. NCBI's taxonomy places the organism in Eukaryota, Fungi, Ascomycota, Dothideomycetes, Mycosphaerellales, Teratosphaeriaceae.
AUGCCGACUGCAUUCCCAUCCAGCUCGAAGAACAGCACCGCCCGAAGCAAUGCUGCCAAGGCCCAGUCGUUGGCUAAUCCACCAUUUUGGUACUCGUUCGAGUAUGGCAUGGCGCACGUCACCAUGUUCGACACCGAAACCGACUUUCCGAAUGCACCUGACGGGCAGGGUGGCUCGGCGGGAAUCAAUGGUGGAGCUUUUGGCUUCAGUGGCCAGCACGGAUCUAAGAACAUCUGCUCUCCCUGCAAAGCAGCGUUCGAAUCCCUCUUCUAUACUCACGCCGUCGAUGUCGCUGUUUUCGGGCAUGUCCAUAAUUCCCAGAGAUUCAGUGCGAUGCAUAAUAACAUCGUCGAUCCAGCGGGCUAUAGCAAUCCCAGGGCUCCAGUUUACAUCGUCUCGGGUGGAGCUGGCAAGGUUGAGGGGUUGUCGAGCAUCGGCGCUAACAUGACGGGGAAUCUCUGGGCUUAUGCACAUGAUCUGAGCUACGCACAGCUAAAGAUUAUCGAUUCUCAGCACCUUGGCAUUGAUUUCAUCAGGAGCUCGACGAACGAGGUGCUUGAUAGUAGUGUAUUGAUCAAGAGCCAUAGUCAGGCAUUUGUGGUGCAGGCUUAG